This is a messenger RNA of Durio zibethinus, 2030 nucleotides long. RefSeq names its product RmlC-like cupins superfamily protein. The record is from RefSeq and is a predicted model, not a curated record. NCBI's taxonomy places the organism in Eukaryota, Viridiplantae, Streptophyta, Magnoliopsida, Malvales, Malvaceae.
UAAAGGAAAGAGCAACAGAUCGAUGCAAAAGACUUUGUCUUGUAGGGAACUAAUAUUUCUCACCAGAUCUCAACCGUGUCUAAACCAUAAUCUGCCACCUAAACCAGCAAACCAUGCAUGGAUUACACGCGUCUCCCUACGCUCUCUUCUUCCCCUCUACAUCUACCACUCCAACUCAACUCAAACCAAAAGCAGUUGCUAGAGAAACAAAAAUGGGAAAGGGAGUGAGCUUUUUGCUGUUGGCAAUUGUUCUUUGCCAUGGACUGACAAUGACAAUGGGGUACAAAGGAAAGAAAGAACGGGGGAAAGAAAGAGAAAGGAGGGAAGGGAAGCAGGAUGAAGGAGGAGGAGGAGAGGAAUGGUUCUUGUUGCCAGACUCAAAGCCCGUGAUGAAAACCGAUGCUGGAGAAAUGAGGGUGGUUAAAAGUCUUGGAGGGAGGAUUAUUGAGAAACCAUUGCACAUUGGGUUCAUUACCAUGGAGCCUAACACCCUCUUCAUACCUCAGUAUCUUGACUCCAGUUUGAUUCUCUUCGUCCGUGCUGGGGAAGCCAGGCUAGGUUGUAUCUACAAAGAUCAGAUGGUAGAGAGGCGACUGAAGAUUGGAGAUGUGUAUCAGAUUGCAGCUGGUUCAACAUUCUACAUUUUGAACCCAGGGGAGGGCCAGAGGCUUCACAUUAUUUGCAGCAUUGAUCCAUCUGAGAGUUUGAAUUUGGGUACUUUCCAGUCUUUCUUUAUUGGUGGAGGAACCUAUCCAACAUCUAUCCUUGCUGGCUUUGGCCCUGAAACUCUCUCAGCAGCCUUCAAUGUCUCGGUGUCGAAAGUGAGGGAAAUUUUGAGCAAGCAACAGGAGGGGCCAUUUGUAUAUGUGACUAAGUCUCAUGUACAAAGCAUUUGGACCAAAUUCUCUCAACUUCAGGAGCACGAUAGACUUAAGUACCUGAAGAGAAUGGUCCAAGGAGAACCUGAACAAAAGAAAGAGUGGUCAUGGUGGAAACUCUUUGACACGAUUUUUGGAAUUGAAGACAAUAAUAUGAAUGAUAAAGCCCCAGACUCUUACAACAUCUACAAGAGAAGCCAUGACUUCGAGAACAACUAUGGAUGGAGCAUUGCACUUGAUGGAACCGAAUAUAGCCCUCUCAAGGACUCUGGCAUUGGCAUUUAUCUUGUCAAUCUUACGGCGGGGUCAAUGUUGGCACCACAUGUGAAUCCAAGAGCAACUGAGUAUGGCAUUGUAUUAAGAGGAACUGGUAGAAUUCAGAUUGUGUCUCCAAAUGGAACCUUAGCCAUGGAUGCCAAGGUAAAAGAAGGCGAUGUGUUUUGGGUUCCAAGAUACUUUGCAUUCUGUCAAAUUGCAUCACGAACAGGCCCUUUGGAGUUCUUUGGAUUCACAACCUCAUCACGCAAGAACCGGCCUCAGUUCCUUGUAGGCGCAAACUCCUUUCUUCACAUUCUGAACAGCCCUGAGCUUGCGGCUGCAUUUGGUGUGAGCGACAAGAGGAUUAGACGUGUUAUAGAUGCUCAACAUAACGCUGUGAUCCUUCCUUCACCAACAGCAGCACCACCUGAUGAUGAUGAGCAGAAGAGGGUAGAGUCUGAGACAGUGCCAAAGGUGAUCAAGAACUUUGGCAGCGAACUGAUCCUGGGUUUCGAUUGAGGAGGAGUUUUGGGUUUAGUUGGUAAGAGAUGGGAAUGUAGGUUGCAGGCUAGGAAGCAUCUUGUUUUUUGGUGUUGGUUUUUGUUUUCUUGCUUUCUCUUCAGCGUUUGUAUGAGUUUUCUGUCAGUGAAUCAAAUCAUCACCACGUUUUUCUUUUUGCCCCUUGAAUAAUCAGUUUCUUUGUCUUUUUUGCACUCUGUCGACUGUCAUGCUAAUAAAGCUUUUUCUAGCUCACUUGCUUUCUUGUUGUCAUUCCUCGAAAAUGAAGAAAAUGAGGAAGCUAGACAACAAAAUUCACCAAAAAUUACAUCUCGCAAUCAAAUGAUGAAACAAAAUAAAGUGUCUCUUGGAUGCUAGCAUUAUUCUUGUUAUGCU